This is a messenger RNA of Acaulospora morrowiae, 287 nucleotides long. The record is from the annotation of a GenBank genome assembly. Lineage: Eukaryota; Fungi; Glomeromycota; Glomeromycetes; Diversisporales; Acaulosporaceae.
AUGCAAUCGAAUAUCGCCAAAGGAACUUUCAAAAAAUCACCAAACUUUGAGAAUAUCCACAAAAGUACACCAUUCGUCCAUCCAAAACCUGUUUGCACUACAUACUCACCUCCACCUCCUGAUAUUAUAAUGGCAAAGAAGAAUGCAUUGAGACUGGAAAUUGUCAAACAAUUAAUAUUGUCGCCUUCGCGAAAUAUCAUUUGGGUGACUAGGCGAACUAAUCAAGAACUUACUUUCAAAGAUAUGACCAUUGUCUGUAACAUUUGUCAAUUUCUCCAACAGUCCAG